AUGACGCAGUCGCAGGCAAGAGGGCCGCCCCUCCUGCUCACCUCGCUCGGCGAUGCGGAUACCGCGGAGAGCAUCUUGGCCGUCGUUGCAGACGAGCGACACAUCUAUGCCGGCUCGCAGGACUGCUCAAUCCACGCGAGUGUCUGGGAUGCUCAGACGCUCGAUCGGCAGCAGAGCUUGGUUGGCCAUGCCCGAGCCGUGCUUUGCCUCGAAUUGUCGGGCUCACCACUCGACCGCCUCUUCUCAUCCUCGGGCGAUAAUACCGUCCGGGUCUGGGAUACCCGCACGCUCACGAACGUCAUGAUCGUCGAGCCGCCCCACGAUAACGUUGGCGACAUUUUCUCGCUCGUCUGGCUUCGACAGACCUCGACACUCUUUAUGGGCUGCCAAUGUGCCGCAAUCCAGUGGCUCAACGUCACCGAGCACGUCCGUGAGCCGUCGACGCCGCUUCCGAUAAGGUACAAUAAAUUCUUCGACUCUCUCUCCCUACCUGAGCGGGCAAGAGCGAGCCAAUCACCUGCCAGCUCAAGGCCCUUAUCGCCCACUCUGAGCGCAAACGCCGCCGGUCUUGUCACGCCCAACCUUCAGACAUCGACGCCUCAUCAUCAGAUCGAAGCAGGGCACGUUAGAAACUAUGCGCAUAAUGGCUACAUCUAUUCGCUCGCCGUCACGCAUUGUCGAGUCGGUCAACAAGCCCCUGCAGCCAUCCUUGCAUCCGGCUCGGGAGACUCGCUCGUCAAGCUGUGGGAAUGCCAGACAGAUGAUAUCUCUCACAUUGCCACCCUACGGCCAGAUGCCGGCGCGGUGCUAGCGCUCGCUGUCGCAGAGAGCACGCUCUAUUCGGGUCACCAGGCCGGCGCCCUCAAGAUCUGGGACCUCGAGACUUUGACUUGCAUCAGAACGCUCAAGACAUCAGAUGCGGACGUCCUUGCACUCUCUCUGCUCGGAGGUCAUCUGUUCUGCGGACGCGAUGACGGCAUGCUCGUGCAGUACAGCAAGGCCUUUGAGGCUCUCAAUGCUUGGCAAGCUCAUUCCGGCAUUUUGCUCGCAACAACUGCAUUGCACGACCAUUCCGGAGCAGCCCAUGUUAUCAUCAGCGGCGGAAGCGAUAAUGUACUCAAGCUGUGGGAUGUCACACAAGACAUAGACAGCGAUGGCCUCCCCUUCCGGGCUCUAUCGCGAGGCCAAAUGCUUCAGAUCUUGCGCGGAUUCGUAUCGUUCCCGUCCAUCAGUUCCAAGGACCACCGUGAAGACUGCAGGCAGAGCGCCUUGUAUCUGAGAGAUGCGCUCGAAAACUUAGGCGCGAACGCGAGGCUGCUGGCUGGCGAUGCCGGCAAGAACCCUCUCGUCCUUGCUACGUUCAAAGCGGUCAAGCCGACAUCGGGCCGUCUGAGGAAGCGUGUCCUGUUCUACGGUCACUAUGACGUCGUCGAAGAGGGAAGGCCGGCAGAUUGGCACAGCCCAGCCUUUGAGCUGACUGGCCGAGACGGGUACCUCUAUGGACGCGGCGUGAGCGAUAACAAGGGUCCGAUCGUUGCCUGCGCCUCUGCUGUUUCGAGCUUGCGUGAGCAGCAAGAGCUCGAUGUCGAUUUCGUCAUGCUUAUCGAGGGAGAGGAAGAGUCCGGUAGCACUGGGUUCGCAGGGGCCGUCAAAGCCAACAGCGACUUGAUAGGCUCUAUCGACGUCAUCCUCAUCAGCAACUCCUACUGGAUCGGCGAGAACAUACCGUGCAUGACAUUCGGCCUUCGCGGCGUCAUCCGAGCCACUCUCGAAAUUGCUUCCUCGCAGCCAGACCUACAUGCAGGCAUGCAAGGUGGCGCUGUACAUGAGCCACUGAUCGAUCUGAUCAAGGUACUUGCCACAUUGCUGAGCAAGAAUGAGCAUGUCAAUAUCGCGCACUUUUAUGAUGCCGUGCGAGAUCUCGAGGCGGACGAAUUGGCGCUCUACCAUGCAGUUGUCGAUCGUACAAGUAGCGGCACCCAAGAUACCCAGAGCACUGCUCUGCAAUACCUACUCACGCGGUGGCGACAGCCUAGUCUGUCCAUCCAUGACAUUGCUGUUGGCGGCUCACGCCAUUCGACUGUCAUCCCGCAUCAGGCGAGCGCAUCCCUGUCGGUCCGCAUCGUGCCCGAUCAGCAGCUAGGCGUCAUCCAAUCAGCCAUUCGUGCGCAUCUACAGGCUGAAUUCGAGAAGCUUGCAUCGCCUAACGAAAUCCAUAUCCGUUUUGAUCACACCGCCGACUGGUGGCUUGGCAGUGUCACAGACAAGUUUUCGCGCGCCUUUGUUCAGGCACUUGAUGACGUAUACCAGAUCGAGCCGCUAUGGAUUCGCGAGGGUGGUUCAAUUCCUGCUUUACCCUUCUUGACAAAGCACUUUGGUGUCUCGGCGGUGCAUUUUCCGAUGGGCGCCUCCAGCGAUUCUGCUCAUCUGCCCAAUGAGCGCAUCAAGCUAGCCCAGCUGGAACAUGGGCAUACUGUCAUCGAGCGCUGGCUCCGGUUGCUCUCAGAGCUAUAG
Molecule: messenger RNA, 2514 nt
Organism: Mixia osmundae IAM 14324
Lineage: Eukaryota; Fungi; Basidiomycota; Mixiomycetes; Mixiales; Mixiaceae
Exons: 4
Coding region: 1-2514 (837 amino acids)
Biological process (GO): glutathione catabolic process; proteolysis
Molecular function (GO): protein binding; peptidase activity
Source: RefSeq, a predicted model, not a curated record